AUGGAAAAGUUUUGAAAAACUGCUGUAAUCUAUUUACGGAACCAUUGAAAUCGAUGGAAGAUCUGGGCGUUUUCAUAGCUAACAUUGACACCGAAGAAGCGGAGCAAAUCUAUGAUGUCCAACUUAUUUUAUACAAAUUAAUGUGCCUGCCUUACAAUAAUCAAUUUGUAUUUUUACCGAUUAUUCACAGCAAGGACCUAUAAGAUGAGUUACCACGGGCUGAAGUCUUUUAGCGUGAAAUCGGUUGUGGAAAAUUACGAAAACGAAAAUUCUUGUUCAUGCAAAAUCGCCAAUCUAGAAAAAAAGUUGACGAAAUGCAACAACAUAUAGAGAAAUUGACGAAACAAGUUGACACCACAAAUGAGCUAUUGCGAAAAUUAACCACCGUGCAGUCAACAAAUAAUGCUCUCAUAAAUGCAAUGAGUUGCAGGCGCAAAUCUACCAAUAAAUUUCCAUUAAAAACGGAUGAAGCAUUAAAAGAUCUUGACACAGAAUUGGAAGGAAACAAGGAAAAAUAUAUGCCUAUAAUACAAGACCUGCUAGGUCACAAUGCAAUUGAAAAGUCACUGCAUAAAAUUAUAGCAGUUGAAUUGUUGCUGGAAUACAAUUACUUUGGUGUGAAGGGUAAAAAAUCUUUGAAGGAAUUUACGCACUUUAAUGCGUUACUAUUUGAAUGUGUGAAAGUUGAAGGCUUCACCGAAUCGGAGUAUAUUCACCAAAUUCAAAAAAGUAUCAAGCUCGCCAAAGGCCGUUUCUUCAAGUCUCGUUGCUUGGAAAAAAAACGAAAAGAGACUCAGUCACAAAAUUAAAAGAAAACCAUAAUGGCUAAAUGAGUAGCGACCAACAUCUCCGCUUUGGCAGCAUCCCGGUUCUUUCCGCCAGUUACCCGACUGUAUACAUACAUGUAUGUAUAUUUAACGUUUUCAACCUUUGAUCAUUUUAUAUAUACACUAGCUGACCCCGCAGCCGUUGUCCUGCGCGAAAUUAUGUGUUUUGAAAUGAAAAGACAAAAAUUCAUAUUUUAUUGAUAAUCAUUUAUUUGCUAUUUGUCUAUAUUUUUCUUCAAUGUAACGCAGCUUGAUAAACAAAAUUUUUUGGUUUCUGUUCCGGUGCGUAAAUGUACAGAGAAGAUGGUUUUUCCAACUCU
Molecule: messenger RNA, 1147 nt
Organism: Bactrocera dorsalis (oriental fruit fly)
Lineage: Eukaryota; Metazoa; Arthropoda; Insecta; Diptera; Tephritidae
Exons: 4
Coding region: 279-809 (176 amino acids)
Source: RefSeq, a predicted model, not a curated record